Molecule: messenger RNA, 5278 nt
Organism: Gracilinanus agilis (Agile Gracile Mouse Opossum)
Lineage: Eukaryota; Metazoa; Chordata; Mammalia; Didelphimorphia; Didelphidae
Gene: ABCC6
Product: ATP binding cassette subfamily C member 6
Exons: 32
Coding region: 1-4869 (1622 amino acids)
Biological process (GO): transmembrane transport
Cellular component (GO): membrane
Molecular function (GO): ABC-type transporter activity; ATP hydrolysis activity; ATP binding
Source: RefSeq, a predicted model, not a curated record
AUGGUUGUAGUGGUGGGCUCUGGCAGCGGGGUCUGCAACCCUCUCUUGGGGAACUGGAAUUGGAAUGAAACUCAGUCGGUGGGACUGCAGAUGUCCAGCCUAUGCCUCAUGAAUGCAGCUGUGGCCUGGCUCCCCUCAAUCUAUCUGUGGGUCAUUAGCCCCUUCUACUUCCUCUACCUUCGCUACAACAACAAGGGCUACAUCCGGAUGUCAUACCUCUUCAAAACUAAAAUGGUGCUUGGCUUCACCUUGGUCCUCCUAUGUUUUUCUAACAUAAUCUUCACUCUUUGGAAAAUCAAAAAAGGCAUCCCUCAAGCCCCUGAAUUUCUGAUUAAUCCUACAGUGUGGCUCAUCACCAUGAUCCUGGCAAUUUUCCUGAUCCAUUUGGAGAGACGGAGGGGCAUCCAGUCAUCAGGAGUGCUAUUUAUUUACUGGCUGCUCUGCUCCUUCUCCAUGGCAGUCAUAGUGAGUGCCACGGUGCACCAAGCCCUGCAAGGAGGCUUCCCAGAAGACACCUUCCGCCACCUUGUAACCUAUUUUCAUUCAGCUUUGAUUGGUGCACAGUUUGUAUUAUCCUUCCUAGCUGACCAGCCUCCGUUCUUCUCAAAAAUUAUGCAUGACUCCAAUCCAUGUCCUGAAUCUGGAGCCUCAUUCCCUUCCAAAGCCACAUUCUGGUGGUUUUCUAGGCUAGUGUGGCAGGGAUACAGGAAGCCCUUGGAACUGAAUGACCUCUGGUCACUUGGGAAAGAAAAUUCAUCAGAGGAAAUCAUAUCCCGACUUGAAAGAGAAUGGAAGAGAAUUUGUAAUGAAACCCAACAGAUCAAAGAGGAGAUGGGAUUUGAAAGGGACGGAGGAAACAGAGCUGAACCAGCACUCCCUCCAGAGACUGAAGCUUUCCUGCAGGGGCACCAGAGCCCCAGAUUCCCUUUGCUGAAGGCGAUUUGGAAAGUGUUUAAUGGCACCUUCCUCCUUGGGACUCUCAGCUUAAUCGUCUGUGAUGUCUUCAGGUUUGCCGUCCCAAAGAUCCUGAGCUUUUUCCUAGAGUUCAUCAGUGAUCCUGAGGCUCCAACCUGGAAAGGCUAUUUCUAUGCAGUGCUUCUCUUUCUUUCUGCCUGCCUGCAAACCCUGUUUGAGCAGCGCCACAUGUAUGUGUGCAUGGUCCUGGAGAUAAGACUGCGGACAGCUGUGAUGGGUCUGGUGUACAGGAAGGUUUUGGCUCUCUCAAGUGCUGUGCGGAAAACUGCUGCAGUGGGAGAAAUCAUCAAUCUGGUGUCUGUGGAUGUACAACGGUUGAUGGAUGCUGUAUUGUAUCUGAAUGGUCUGUGGCUUCCAGUCAUCUGGAUGAUCAUCUGCUUCACAUUCCUUUGGCAGCUCUUAGGUCCAUCUGCUCUGACAGCCAUUGCAGUCUUCCUCGUCCUUCUCCCCUUGAAUUUCAUCAUCACCAAGAAAAGGAGUCGUUUUCAGGAGGAGCAGAUGCUGCACAAAGACCACCGAGCCCGGCUGAUAGAUUCCAUCCUCAGGAACAUGAAAAUCAUCAAGUUCCAUGGUUGGGAGGAAGCUUUUAUGGAGAAGAUCCUAACCAUUCGAAAAGGAGAACUUCAGGCCUUGAAGAAUUCUGGAUUUCUCUUCACAGUGUCUCUGGUGUCCUUCCACUUGUCCACAUUUCUGGUUGCCCUGGUCAUGUUUGCUGUGCAUGCCCUGACAGAUGAGAAGCACGUCCUGGAUGCUGAAAAAGCUUUUGUGGCUCUGACAAUCAUCAAUAUUCUCAAUAGGGCCCAGGCUUUCCUGCCAUUUUCCAUCAAUACCAUCUUUCAGGCCUGGGUUUCCUUGGCCCGCCUAGCUGCCUUCCUCCAUCUGGAAGAGGUAGAGCCCAGAGCAAUUAGCGCAACUCCUGUGGGAACUGAGGCAGACAAGGAAUGCAUCUCUGUACAAGAUGGCACCUUUGCAUGGUCCCAGGAAAAUUCUCCCUGCCUUCAAAGAAUAAAUUUGGUGGUGCCACGGGGUUCCUUCUUUGCUGUAACUGGUCCAGUGGGUUCAGGGAAGUCCUCAUUGCUAUCAGCAAUCCUGGGAGAGUUGACCAAGUUGGAGGGAAAUGUAAACAUUAAGGGCUCAGUGGCUUAUGUACCCCAAGAAGCCUGGAUCCAGAAUGCUUCAGUGGAAGAGAACGUGUGCUUUGGACAGGAGCUGAAUAUGCCAUGGUUAGACAGAGUUCUGGAAGCUUGUGCAUUGCAUCCAGACCUUGCAAGUUUUCCUGCUGGAAUCCACACAGAGAUAGGUGAACAGGGUAUCAACCUUUCUGGAGGCCAGAAGCAGAGACUGAGUCUGGCUCGUGCUGUGUACAAGAAAGCAGCCAUCUACCUGUUAGAUGACCCUCUUGCAGCCUUGGAUGUUCAUGUUGGCCAGCAUAUCUUUGACCAUGUCAUUGGGCCAGGAGGAUUGCUCCAUGGAACGACUCGUAUUCUUGUGACCCAUGCAGUCCACAUCCUUCCACAGGCAGAUUACAUCAUUAUGAUGGCGGAUGGAGCAGUGGUUGAGAGUGGCUCCUAUCAGGAGCUACUACAGAGGAAUGGCCCUUUUACACACUUCUUGGGCCAGUCAAAACAGGAAGAGGCCAAUGACAGCCAAGAAAUGAAACUUUCAGAAGUUAAGAGCUCCAGGAGCAUUUCUGAAAGUGAGGCAUCAGCAAACAAGACAGACAGCGUCAUCAAGGACUCCCAUGAAAAGGGAAGUACAACCCUACAGAGCCAGGCUGAGGGCACCAAGAUGGCAGGGCAGCUGACUGAAGGGGACAGAGUUCAAUAUGGCAGGGUAACAAUUGUUUCUUCUCCCCUUCCUAGUCCAUCGUUGCCCCAGACCCUAAGACCCCCUGAUGUAAGAAUGGAGGGCUAUAUCAGCGAUGACUCUGGCCAGGACUCUGACUUUGAGGCUGCCACCCAUAUGGGAGACAGAUGGUUGGUUGGUGGACUUGAGAAUCGUUAUCCCUUGCCCUGGAAUGUUUUGAGAAACUUAACUGAGGAGUUCUUUUUUCUUUUGCCUCCCCUUCUGUCUCCCUCUCUUCUUGUGUCUCCUUCCCCUUCUGUGCCCCUUCCUCCUAUGUCUGGCUUCCCUCUCUCUCAUGUGUUCCAGGUGAAUGCCACUCUGUACCUGGCCUACCUGAGGGCAGUGGGGACGCCCAUCUGCCUUUCCGUGGUGUUUUUAUUCCUCUGUCAGCAAGUGGUCUCAUCCUCUCGUGGUUACUGGCUCAGUCUUUGGGCAGAUGAUCCAGUUGUGAACGGGACCCAGCAACACACAGGACUUCGGGUUGGGGUCUUUGGGCUCCUAGGCUGUUUCCAAGCCAUCGGAAGGUUUGGCUCUAUUGCGGUUGUCUUGCUGGGAGGAGUUCGAGCAUCGAAAUGGCUGUUUCAAGGUCUCCUGCGUGAUGUGGCCCGGUCCCCGGUGACCUUCUUCGAGCAGACACCGAUAGGAAAUUUGCUCAAUCGCUUCUCUAAGGAGACAGAUGCCAUUGAUGCUGUGAUCCCAGACAAGUUCAAGUCCUUCUUAGGCUUCCUGUUUGGGCUUUUAGAGGUCAUCGUGGUGGUAGUGGUGGCUACUCCAUUAGCCGCUGUCGUGGUCCUGCCCCUCAUGGCUCUCUACAUUGGGUUGCAGAGCCUGUAUGUGGCCAGUUCGUGCCAGCUGAGGCGCUUGGAGUCAGCUAGCCGCUCACCCAUCUACUCCCACAUCUCAGAGACAUUCCAAGGGAAUGCUGUGAUCCGGGCCUUCCAGGCUCAGGACCAGUUCAUUGCACAAAAUGACUCACGAAUCGAUGAGCAUCAGAGAGCCAGCUUCCCCAGACUGGUCGCUGACAGGUGGCUGGCAACCAACAUGGAGCUCCUAGGAAACACUCUCAUCUUUGCUGCCGCUUUCUUCGCUGUGCUCAGCAAGCCCCACCUCAGUCCGGGGAUCGUGGGGUUUUCCAUUUCAGUGGCUCUACAGGUGACUGAGAUUUUGCACUGGGCAGUGCGCUCCUGGACAGACCUGGAGAAUAACAUUGUCUCUGUGGAGAGGAUGAGAGACUACACUAGGACCCCCAAGGAGGCUCCUUGGACCUUGUCCAGUAAGGGGGUCAGUCACACCUGGCCUAUCAUGGGGCAGAUUGAAUUUCGAGGCUAUAGCUUGAGGUAUAGACCAGAGUUGGCACUGGCUUUGCGGAAUGUGACUCUGAAAAUUCACCCACAGGAGAAGGUUGGCAUUGUUGGCCGGACAGGGUCAGGGAAAUCAUCUCUCACCAUUGGCCUCUUGAGGCUCAUCGAAGCUACAGAAGGAGGGAUCUGGAUUGAUGGGGUGAAUAUCAAUCAAGUUGGGCUCCAUGCACUGAGGUCCAAAAUAACUAUCAUCCCUCAGGACCCAAUCUUAUUUCCUGGCUCUGUGAGAAUGAACCUUGAUCUCUUGGAUGAACACUCUGAUGAUGAGAUUUGGGGGGCACUAGAGAUGGUUCAGCUUAAGACCUUCAUUUUAGGUCUCCCAGGGCAGCUACAAUAUGAGUGCUCAGACCAAGGAGACAACCUGAGUGUAGGCCAGAAGCAGCUGUUAUGUCUGGCCAGGGCCCUGCUCCGGAAAACCAAAAUCCUUUUCCUGGAUGAAGCCACAGCUGCUGUGGAUCCUCAGAAUGAUCUCCAGAUCCAGGCCAUCCUCAGAGACCGGUUUGCAGAUUGCACAGUGCUGACCAUCGCCCACCGCCUGCACACGGUGAUAGACUGCAACAGGAUUCUGGUCAUGGACAAUGGAGCAGUGGCAGAAUUUGGUAGCCCAGCCCAGUUGCUAGCUCAGAAGGGACUGUUCUACAGAUUGGCAGAAGAGUCGGGCCUCUCUGAUCAAGUUCUAGAGCGCUAGCCAUAAUCCAGGAUGGACUCGUGCUGGGCCUCAAUCUGAACGCCUCUGUCAAGCAGGACCAGACUCCUAAGGCGCGAUCUACAAGGGGAUGGAGAGAAGAGGGAUCGACGUCCUGGUGGAGCUUGGGCCCCGAUGGCCACUAAUCCAUAGUUUAGCACCCAGUAGAUUUUUGUGCCCCAGAGAUUCAAAUGGUUGGCUCCGGGGUUAUUAGAUCAUUUCAGCAGACUGUUCAUUCUUUGCACCCAAGUGCAAUAUUAGAGGACAACUGGAUAACAGGGCAUGAAGGACCAUUAGCCCUCACCUUCCCAGAGUCAAUACAGCACCCAUCCACUCUCCCUGACUUAAUUUCCUACAACCCACUGCCUUCCCACAUGGGUGUUAUGAAUAAAGUGCCUGCAGGAUGCCGAUU